Molecule: messenger RNA, 13392 nt
Organism: Drosophila nasuta
Lineage: Eukaryota; Metazoa; Arthropoda; Insecta; Diptera; Drosophilidae
Gene: M7BP
Product: Myosin-7a binding protein
Exons: 17
Coding region: 775-12945 (4056 amino acids)
Cellular component (GO): nucleolus; nucleoplasm
Source: RefSeq, a predicted model, not a curated record
UCGACGGCUCAUUCGCGUUUCAACCUUUGCGCGACUCUCACGCAACGUCAGAGCGGAGUUAGCAUCAACGGGAUUCGAAGUAAAUCACGAAACAAAAAUUUCAUAUAAACACGAGUAAAGUAAACGCUGUCGCUGCGCCUCCUCCUUCGCCACUCGUUUAAAUUUGUAUAUCGCUGUGGCUGAUAAGCAAAACGAAAAUACGAACACACGCAAAAUAAAAAAAAAAGAAGCACAGCAGCGCCUCCUCAGCCGAAAGCCAUGGCAAGACAAGGCAAAACAAUGGCAAUAACGGUCGAGUAAUUAACAAAAAUGCGCGUCGAGCGACAACUGAAUGAAGAAAAAGUAAGAGAAAUAAAAAUAGCUAAGCAAACUGAAACAGCAAAGUGAAGUGAACUGAAAAUUGUGUGUGUGAGCGAGAAUUCCAUUGAGUAGUGAACUUGGAAGCGUGAAGCUGAGGCGCCUCCGGCUGGUUCCCAGGCAGGUCGCACUCGACUUUUAUAUGCAACAUCCACUUGCAUAAGAUCGGUAUCAGUGUGUGUGCGUAAAUCCCUCUUCGCGUGUGUGUGUGUGUGUGUGCGGAAAUGGCUUAGUGCGUUGGCAAAAAUGUUGUGAUUAAAAGUGAACGUUACGUUUGUGUGUCAAGAGGGGGUCAACGUCAAACUAGCGUGCCUCAAACGAACAAGCGAACGAAAGCGCGAAAUUCGCCAAAUACCUAAAGCCAGUAACAGCAAUAACAACCACAGCAAACAGCAACAGCCAGAAACGACAGCAACGAUGACAGUCGACGCAACAUCAGCGGCAACAGCAGUUGCAACAUCGCUUGCAGCGGAAGUAGCAGCAACCACAACAAACAGGAGUAGCAACAACAUCAACAACAGCGGCAGCAGCACGGAGAACAGUCCUGUCCAUCAGCUCAACAGUAGCGUGGACAGCGGCAUCGCAGUCCUCGACACGGAGAUGGAGGCACAAAGCCUCAAGCUGCGUCAGCGGUUGCAGCAAUGUCAGCGCAUUCUUCAGGUGCUGCAGCGGGAUCACACUACGUAUCAGCUGCUGCGCGAUAGAUUAAGCAAAAUAGUCGAUAAGAAGAAGGAGAAGAAGGAGAACGGCGAGGAGCUGCAAAGCUGCAAUGUCUGCGGUGCGGACCUCGACACAAGCAGUGCCAAAAACUAUGUCACGUGUUGCACAUGUGGCAAAUUCGUGUGCCGUGGCAUCAAGUGCGCCGACUGGCGGCCAAAGGAUGCCCAAUGGGAGUGCGAGCUGUGCCACAGCUCGAAGCAAUCGCUGGCCCACACCUCCUCGUGGGUUGCCGAGCAAAUGUGCUUCAAUCAGCAGAAGUUCGUCUAUCCCCUGCGGGCACGCAGCGAAGUCUACAUACCCAUCACAGACAGCUCAAUGCAGUUUGAGAGCGUCAGUCAAGCGGGAGCGAAUAGCAUGACCAACAUGACGGGCGACGAACGCAACAGGAUACGUGAAUAUGUCGAGGAAAUUGUUGCCGAAAUGCUUGGCAGCAAUCUGGAUCACAUCAAAGUCGGUCAAUUGUCCAAGAGCGAGAACUACAUGCAGCUGUUUGAUAGAUACCAUGCGAAACUGAGCAACCUGCUUAUCAAUGUGGAGAACGCUUUGUGCGUUCGUGCGCUCAAAGGAGAUUUGCCCGCCAUUGUCAACGGCAACAGCAACAAUAACAACAAUAAUAACAACACCAACAGCAGCAACAACAACAGUGGCAACAACAAUGAGCUGUCGGACAUUUCGCAGACGCGACUGCGCAAUCUUAUUGAGAGCAUCAUUGCGGAGACGCUGCGCACUGGGGCAAACACCUUGGGUCCCAGCGCAGCUGUUUCGGAGAUAAGUCUGGACACCCGCUCGACUGGACAGCUCAGCAAUGGCAACAAGCGGCGCCAUCGCACCGAGCACUAUUUCGAGCCAAAGAUCUAUCAGGAUCUGUUGGCCACAGCGGUGCUCAAUAAGAUUGCGGAUAAGGAAGGCAAUGCCAGACUUAUAUCGGAGAGCACACCGGACCUGAGUGGUCACAACAUUGAUGAGAAUUACAAUGCCGAAGCGUUGAGCACUACGUCCGGUAGCUCCAUAGAACCGCGCAGCGACUGCAGCCUAACCGACAAUGAACUGCUACUCAAUGCUGGCAAAACCGAAUCACAUGCUGGGUUGAAAGCUGAUCUGGAACGCGAAUCGGUUUUGAGUGACUAUAUUGCUGCUCACAUGGUGCCGCUGCCUGACUUCUCAGCGUCUGUUACCGAAUCAGAAGAUGAUAUUACCUCCAUGUCAUCGAGUAUGGUCGGUGAUGCCACCUGGGAAGACAACUGGUUAUUCAAGAAGAAGCGCAGCACCUUGCAAAGUUCGGCAACACCGAGCAGCAUUGGAAUGCUGGUGCCGGCACCCAAAGAGAAUGUGCGUGCCCAGAUUGGCGAUAGAACCGCCGAUGAGGUUAGCGAUCUGUCCGAGAUAGGCUCAGAUGCCGAAGAGUCAUCUCUGGAUUUAUUGCGAUGCAAUGAUUUAAACGAUCGACUGUUGAGCAAGCAUCUGAUUGGAGGACAAAACACAAAGCUAGUGCUGGAUGAGCUAGUGGAUCGCACGAGCUUAACCUCAAACACUUUACCAGAAGAGCACGAACCAGCCAUUACUGAGACCACAAAUACAUUUGUCACACAGCCCUCGACAAUUUCAGUGCCAAAAGAACAAAUGGCUCCACCGCCACCAAUGAGUUUUCAAGAUGACCAGGAAAACGAAGAUCCUGCCCAAACUCUAAUAGCAGCCAGCUUACACGAAACAGAUGAUCUUGCCGAUCUCGAGGGUUGUACGGGCUUUGGGGACGUUGAAUAUUUUGAUGAUAAUCAAGAAGUUGAAAAUACACCAUCUGUCAUCGAAAUAUUAGCUGCCAUGGCGCUGGGACCCAUGCUAGCAGUUCCAGCAUCUGAGCAGCCCCCGAUUAUGACGGCCACCGAAAUUCAUACACUCAAGGAAUUAAGCGAUUUAGCUCUAGCUGAAAUUAACGCGCGCACAAUGGACCUAACUCACCAUUCACUGGAUAUCAUCGAAGAGGAGUAUGCGGAUGCACAACCUGUACAAAUUUUAACUCCACAUGAUGAAGCUUCAAACCCCUUUGUUGCUGCCGUUGAAAGCACAGAGUUAGCAGAAAAAGUUCGCGAAGUUACGACGGUAAUAAAUGCACAAGCAAUCGAGAUUUCGGAAAUUAUGCUCACUCCAGAUGAAACACCUGUAGCACCUCUUACAAUUGUUGCUUUUGCGGAUAUUUUACCCACGCCACUGCUUUCUCCUACGGAAUUUUCUGCACCAGAACAAACAGAUCUAACAUCAGUUCUAGACACGACAGCAUUCAUCUCUCCAUCAACGAAGGUUCUUCCUACACCUAUAACAGAAAUCUCUACACCGGUAAUAGAAAACGUUUCAGUAGUGGAGAAUCCCUCACCAACAUUAGAAAUUCCUGCACAUGCAUUAGAAGAGGUGGCUGCCAAAGAGAUUUCAGCUCCAUCAAUAGAGGAGAUUACUGUGGCGGAAAUUCCCGCGCCACCAAAAGAGGCUAUGGCUGCAACAGAAACACCUGCACCAAAAGAAGAAGAGCUUGCUACAACUGAGAUUCCUACUUCUGUUAUUGAAGAAGCUCCUGCAUUAAAAAUUCCUGCACCACCAGUGGAGAUGGCAGUGGCAGAAAUUCCUGCACCUGUAAUAGAUAACGUUACUGCAGCAGAAAUUGAGGAGGUUGCGGUGCCGGAAAUUCCUGCCCAGGUAAUAGAAGAGGUUGCCGCAACAGAGAUACCUGCACCUAUAAUUGAAGAAGUUGCUGCACUAGAAGUCCCUGUACCACCAGAGGAGAUUGCUACACCAGAAAUUCCUGCCCCAGUAAUAGAAGACAUUGUUGCCACAGAGAUUCCAGAACUUGUAAUUGAAGAGGCAGCUGCCCCAGAAAUCCCUGCACCACCAGAGGAGGUUGCUGUGGCGGAAAUUCCUGUGCCAGCAGUAGAAGAGAUUGAUGCACACGAAAUCCCUGCACCAGUAAUCGAAGAGUUUGCUACAACAGAGAUUCCUUCACCUAUAAUUGAAGAAGCUCCAGCAUUAAAAGUCCCUGCACCUGUAAUAGAUGACGUUACUCCUGCAAAAGAAAUAGAGGAGGAUGCUGUGGUGGAAAAUCCUGCUCCAAUAAUAGAAGAGAUUGCCGCAACAGAGAAUCCUGCACCUAUAAUUGAAGAAGUUGCUGCUCUACAAUUCCCUGUACCACCAGAGGCGUUCCCUAUGGCAGAAAUUCCUGCCCCGGUAAUAGAAGAGGUUGCUACUACACAAAUUCCUGCAUCACCAAUAGAGCAGGUUGGAGCAGUAGAAACUACUUCACCAGCAGUAGAUGAGGUUGCUGUGACAGAUAUUCUUGCACCAGCAACAGAGGAUGUUGCUGUUACAGAAACUCCUGCACCAGCAACAGAGGAGGCUGCUGCUACAGAGAUUCUUGCGCCAGCAAUAGAGGAGGAUGCUGCUACAGAAAUUCCUGCACCAGCAAUAGAGGAGGUUGCUGUCACAGAAACUCCUGCGCCAACAAAAGAAAAAAUUGCUGUUACAGAACCUCCUCCGACAGCAAGAGAGAAAGUUGCUGCUACAGAGAUUCUUGCACCAGCAACAGAGGAGGCUGCUGUCACAGAAACUACUGCGCCAACAAUAGAAGAAGUUGCUGUGACAGAAAUUCCGGCGCCAGCAAUAGAGGAGGUUGCUGUGACAGAAAUUGCUGCGCUAGCAACAGAGAAGGUUGCUGUGACAGAAACUCCUGCCCCAGCGACAGAGGAGGUUGCUGCUACAGAAACUCCUGCAUCACCAAUAGAGGAGGUUGCUGCUGCGAACAUUCCAGCACCAUCAAUAGAGGACGUUGCUGCUACAGACAUUCCUGAGCCAGUAACAGAGGAGGAUGCUGCUACAGAAAUUCCUGCGCCAGCAAUAGAGGAGGCUGCUGUCACAGAAAUUCCUGCGCCAACCAUAGAAAAAGUUGCUGCUACAGAGAUUCUUGCACCAGCAACAGAGGAGGCUGCUGUCACAGAAACUACUGCGCCAACAAUAGAAGAAGUUGCUGUGACAGAAAUUCCGGCGCCAGCAAUAGAGGAGGUUGCUGUGACAGAAAUUGCUGCGCUAGCAACAGAGGAGGUUGCUGUGACAGAAACUCCUGCGCCAGCAACAGAGGAGGUUGCUGUGACAGAUUCUCCUGCGCCAGCAACAGAGGAGGUUGCUGUGACAGAAACUCCUGCGCCAGCAACAGAGGCGGUUGCUGUGACGGAAACUUCUGGGCCAGCAACAGAGGAGCUUACUGCUACAGAAACUCCAGCACCAGCAACACAGGAGGUUGCUGUGACAGAAAUUUCUGCGCCAGCAACAGAGGAAGUUGCGGCUACAGAUAUUCCUGCGCCAGCAACAAAGGAGGUUGCUGUGACAGAAACUCCAGCACCAGCAACAGAGGAGGUUGCUGUGACAAAAAUUUCUACGCCAGCAACAGAGAAAGUUGCUGCUGCAGAUAUUCCUACACCAGUAAUUGAGGAGAUUGCUGUGACAGAAACUCCUGCGCCAGCAACAGAGGAGGUUGCCGUGACAGAAACUACUGCGCCAGCAGCAGAAGAGGUUGCUGUGACAGAAACUCCAGCACCAGCAAUAGAAGAGGUUGCUGCUACAGAAACUCCAGCACCAGCAACAGAGGAAGUUGCUGCUUCAAAUAUUCCUACACCAGCAAUUGAGGAGGUUGCUGUGACAGAAACUCCAGCACCAGAAAUAGAAGAGGUUGCUGCUAGAGAAACUCCAGCACCAGCAAUAGAAGAGGUUGCUGUGACAGAAAUUCCAGCGCCAGCAACAGAGGAGGUUGCUGCUACAGAAACUUCAGCACCAGCAACAGAGGAGGUUGCUGUGGCAGAAAUUCCUGCGCCAGCAACAGAAGAGGUUGCUAUAACGGAAACUCCAGCACCUGCAACAGAGGAGGUUGCUGUGACAGAAAUUCCUGCGCCAGCAACAGAGGAGGCUGCUGUGACGGAAACUCCUGCACCAGCAACAGAGGAGGUUGCUGUGACAGAAACUACUGCGCCAGCAACAGAGGAGGUUGCUGUGACAGAAACUCCAGCACCAGCAAUAGAAGAGGUUGCUGCUACAGAAACUCCAGCACCAGCAACAGAGGAAGUUGCUGCUACGCCAGCAACAGAGGAGGUUGCUUUGACAGAAACUCCAGCACCAGCAAUAGAAGAGGUUGCUGCUACAGAAACUCCAGCACCAGCAACAGAGGAAGUUGCUGCUACUGAUAUUCCUUCACCAGCAAUAGAGGAGGUUGCUGUGACAGAAAUUCCUGCGCCAGCAACAGAGGAGGUUGCUGUGAAAGAAAUUCCUGCGCCAGCAACAGAGGAGGUUGCUCUGACGGAAACUUCUGCACCAGCAACAGAGGAGGUUGCUGUGACAGAAGCUACUGCGCCAGCAACAGAGGAGGUUGCUGUGACAGAAGCUACUGCGCCAGCAAUAGAAGAGGUUGCUGCUACAGAAACUCCAGCACCAGCAACAGAGGAAGUUGCUGCUACUGAUAUUUCUGCACCAGCUAUAGAGGAGGUUGCUGUGACAGAAAUUCCUGCGCCAGCUACAGAGGAGGUUGCUGUGACAGAAACUCCUGCGCCAGCAACAGAGGAGGUUGCUGUGGCAGAAACUCCAGCACCAGCAACAGAGGAGGUUGCUGUGACGGAAACUCCUGCGCCAGCAACAGAGCAAGUUGCUGCUACAAAUAUUCCUACACCAGCAAUUGAGGAGGUUGCUGUGAAAGAAAGUUCUGCGCCAGCAACAGAGGAGGUUGCUGUGGCAGAAACUCCAGCACCAGCAAUAGAAGAGGUUGCUGUGACAGAAAUUCCUGCGCCAGCAACACAGGAGGUUGCUGCUACAGAAACUCCAGCACCAGCAGCAGAGGAGGUUGCUGCUACAGAAACUCCAGCACCAGCAGCAGAGGAGGUUGCUGUGACAAGAAUUCCUGCGCCAGCAACAGAGGAGGUUGCUGUGACGGAAACUCCGGCACCAGCAACAGAGGAGUUUGCUGUGACAGAAAUUCCUACGCCAGCAACAGAGGAGGCUGCUGUGACGGAAACUCCUGCACCAGCAAUAGAGGAGGUUGCUGUGACAGAAACUACUGCGCCAGCAACAGAGGAGGUUGCUGUGACAGAAACUCCAGCACCAGCAAUAGAAGAGGUUGCUGCUACAGAAACUCCAGCACCAGCAACAGAGGAAGUUGCUGCUACUGAUAUUCCUGCGCCAGCAACAGAGGAGGUUGCUGUAACAGAAACUCCAGCACCAGCAAUAGAAGAGGUUGCUGCUACUGAUAUUUCUGCACCAGCAACAGAGGAAGUACCUGCUACUGAUAUUUCUGCACCAGCAACAGAGGAAGUACCUGCUACUGAUAUUUCUGCACCAGCAAUAGAGGAGGUUGCUGUGACAGAAAUUCCUGCGCCAGCUACAGGGGAGGUUGCUGUGACAGAAACUCCUGCGCCAGCAACAGGGGAGGUUGCUGUGGCAGAAACUCCAGCACCAGCAACAGAGGAGGUUUCUGUGACGAAAACUCCUGCCCCAGCAAUAGAGAAGGUUGCUACUACAGAUAUUCUUGCGCCAGCAAUAAAGGAGGUUGCUGUGACAGAAAUUCCUGCGCCAGCAAGAGAGGAAGUUGCUGUGGCAGAAAUUUUUGCGCCAGCAACAGAGGAAGUUGCUGCUACAGAUAUUCCUACACCAGCCAUAGAAGAGCUUGCUGUGACAGAAACUCCUGCGCCAGCAAUUGAGGAGGUUGCAGCAAUAGAAGAGUUUGCUGUGACAGAAACUCCAGCACCAGCAACAGAGGAAGUUGCUGUGGCAGAAACUCCAGCACCAGCAAUAGAAGAGGUUGCUGUGACGGAAAAUCCUGCACCAGCAACAGAGGAGGUUGCUGUGACAGAAACUACUGCGCCAGCAACAGAGGAGGUUGCUGUGGCAGAAACUCCAGCACCAGCAAUAGAAGAGGUUGCUGUGACAGAAACUCCAGCACCAGCAACAGAGGAAGUUGCUGUUACUGAUAUUCCUGCACCAGCAAUAGAGAAGGUUGCUGUGACAGAAAUUCCUGCGCCAGCAACAGAGGAGGUUGCUGUGACAGAAACACCUGCGCCAGCAACAGAGGAGGUUGCUGUGGCAGAAACUCCAGCACCAGCAACAGAGGAGGUUGCUGUGACGGAAGCUCCUGCACCAGCAACAGAGGAGGUUGCUGUGACGGAAACUCCUGCACCUGCAAUAGAGGAGGUUGCUGUGACAGAAACUCCAGCACCAGCAGCAGAGGAGGUUGCUGUGGCAGAAAUUCCUGCGCCAGCAACAAAGGAAGUUGCUGUUACAGAUAUUCUUGCACCAACAAUAGAGGAGGUUGAUGUGACAGAAACUCCAGCACCAGCAAGAGAGGAAGUUGCUGUGGCAGAAACUCCAGCACCAGCAAUAGAAGAGGUUGCUGUGACAAAAAUUCCUUCGCCAGCAACAGAGGAGGUUGCUGUGACGGAAACUCCAGCACCAGCAGCAGAGGAGGUUGCUGUGGCAGAAAUUCCUGCGCCAGCAAUAGAGGAGGUUGCUGUGACAGAAAAUCCUGCGCCAGCAAUUGAGGAGGUUGCUGUGGCAGAAACUCCACCACCAGCAACAGAGGAAGUUUCUGUGGCAGAAACUCCAGCACCAGCAAUAGAAGAGGUUGCUGUGACAAAAAUUCCUUCGCCAGCAACAGAGAAGGUUGCUGUGACGGAAACUCCAGCACCAGCAGCAGAGGAGGUUGCUGUGGCAGAAAUUCCUGCGCCAGCAACAAAGGAAGUUGCUGUUACAGAUAUUCUUGCACCAACAAUAGAGGAGGUUGCUGUGACAGAAACUCCAGCACCAGCAACAGAGGAAGUUGCUGUGGCAGAAACUCCAGCACCAGCAAUAGAAGAGGUUGCUGUGACAAAAAUUCCUUCGCCAGCAACAGAGGAGGUUGCUGUGACGGAAACUCCAGCACCAGCAGCAGAGGAGGUUGCUGUGGCAGAAACUCCAGCACCAGCAAUAGAAGAGGUUGCUGUGACGGAAACUCCUGCACCAGCAACAGAGGAGGUUGCUGUGACAGAAACUACUGUGCCAGCAACAGAGGAGGUUGCUGUGGCAGAAACUCCAGCACCAGCAACAGAGGAAGUUGCUGUGACAAAAAUUCCUGCGCCAGCAACAGAGGAGGUUGCUGUGACGGAAACUCCAGCACCAGCAGCAGAGGAGGUUGCUGUGGCAGAAAUUCCUGCGCCAGCAAUAGAGGAGGUUGCUGUGACAGAAAAUCCUGCGCCAGCAAUUGAGGAGGUUGCUGUGACAGAAACUUCAGCACCAGCAAUAGAAGAGGUUGCUGUGACAGAAACUCCAGCACCAGCAACAGAGGAGGUUGCUGUGACAGAAACACCUGCGCCAGCAACAGAGGAGGUUGCUGUGGCAGAAACUCCAGCACCAGCAAUAAAAGAGGUUGCUGUGACAGAAAUUCCUGCACCAGCAACAGAGGAAGUUGCUGUGACAGAAACACCUGCGCCAGCAACAGAGGAGGUUGCUGUGACAGAAAUUCCUGCGCCAGCAACAGAGGAGGUUGCUGUGACGGAAACACCUGCGCCAGCAACAGAGGAGGUUUCUACUACAGAUAUUCUUGCGCCAGCAAUAGAGGAGGUUGCUGUGACAGAAAUUCCUGCGCCAGCAAUUGAGGAGGUUGCUGCUACAGAUAUUCUCACACCAGCAAUUGAGGAGGUUGCUGUGACAGAAAUUCCUGCGCCAGCAACAAAGGAAGUUGCUGUUACAGAUAUUCUUGCACCAACAAUAGAGGAGGUUGCUGUGACAGAAAUUCCUGCGCCAGCAACAGAGGAGGUUGCUGUGACAGAAACACCUGCGCCAGCAACAAAGGAGGUUGCUGUGACGGAAACUCCUGCGCCAGCAAUAGAGGAGGUUUCUACUACAGAUAUUCUUGCUCCAGCAAUAGAGAAGGUUGCUGUGACAGAAAAUCCUGCGCCAGCAACAAAGGAAGUUGCUGUUACAGAUAUUCUUGCACCAACAAUAGAGGAGGUUGCUGUGACAGCAACUCCUGCGCCAGCAACAGAGGAGGUUGCUGUGACAGAAACACCUGCGCAAGCAACAGAGGAGGUUGCUGUGACAGAAACACCUGCGCUAGCAACAGAGGAGGUUGCUGUGACAGAAACACCUGCGCCAGCAACAGAGGAGGUUGCUGUGACAGAAACACCUGCGCCAGCAACAGAGGAGGUUGCUCUGACAGAACUUCCUGCGCCAGCAACAAAGGAGGUUGCUGCUACAGAUAUUCUUGCACCAACAAUAGAACAGGUUACUGUGACAGAAACUCCUGCGACAGCUAUAGACGAAGUUGCUGCUACAGAUAUUCUUGCACCAACAAUAGAAGAGGUUGCUGUGACAGAAACUCCACCACCAGCAACAGAGGAGGUUGCUGUGACAGAAAUUUUUGCGCCAGCAACAGAGGAGGUUGCUGCUACAGAUAUUCUUGCAACAACAAUAGAAGAGGUUGCUGUGACAGAAACUCCACCACCAGCAACAGAGGAGGUUGCUGUGAGAGAAAUUUUUACGCCAGCAACAGAGGAGGUUGCUGCUACAGAUAUUCUUGCACCACCAAUAGAAAAGGUUGCUGUGACAGAAACUUCUGCGCCAGCAAUUGAGGAGGUUGUUGUGAAAGAAACUCCUGUGCCAGCAAUUGAGGAGGUUGCUGUGACAGAAACUCCAGCACCAGCAACGGAGAAGGUUGUUGUCACAGAAACUCCUGCGCCAGAAAUAGAGAAGGUUGCUGUGACAGAAAUUCCUGCGCCAUCAAUAAAGAAGGUUGCUGUGACAGAAACUCUCGCGCCAGUAACACAAGUGAUUGCAGCAACGCAAACUACUUCACCAGCAAUAGAGGAGGUUGCUGUGACAAAGAUGCCUGCACCAGAAAUAAAAGAGGUUGCUGUAAUAGAAACUCCAGCACCAGCAAUAGAGGUUGCUAUGACUGAAACUUCUACGCCGGCAACAGACAUGGUUGCUAUGACUGAAACUUCUACGCCGGCAACAGACAUGGUUGCUAUGACUGAAACUUCUACGCCUGCAACAGUGGAGAUUGCAGCAACGGAAAGUACUUCACCAGCAAUAGAGAUUCCUCUACCAGCUACAGAAAUUCGAGCACCAGCCAUAGAGGAGGUUUCUGUGACAGAAACUCCUACGUCAGCAACGCCGGAGGUUGCAGCAGCACAAACUACUUCACCAGCUAUAAAUAAAGUUGCUAGGACAGCAACUUCUGCGCCAGCAACAGAGGAGGUUGCCUCAGCGGAAGCUAUUUCACCAGCAAUAGAGAAGGUUGCUGCUGCAGAGAUUCCUGCACCACCAAUAGGGCAAGUUGCUGCUGCGCAAACUAGUUCACCAGCAAUAGAGGAGAUCUCUGCUACAGAGAUUCCUGCACCAACAGGUCAGGAGGUUGUUGCAUCAGAGAUCCCUGCGUCAGCAUAUGAGAAAACAAAUGUAGAUAAAAAUAGGCUUUCAACGAAGGCAAAUACAAAAAUGUGUUUUCCUCAGAACGUGAUAAUUGACUCACAUAUUGAAAAUGUGGGAGAAAUUGAUUUAGAAAUUCCGGCAGAGACGCAGGUUGAGAUGGAUCUUCUGCAAAUGACAGCAGACACAAUGCAGAGUGAAUUGAAUCUAGGCUCAAUUGCGGAACGCGAAGUCAAAAAGUGGUACAAUGCUGUCGAAAUGCCCAACAAUCCCUAUGCGCCCGAGGCGCUCAAGCAACGCAUUAGCGGCACCCAGGAGCGCUUCAUGGACGUACCCAACAUCAGUCCUAGUGUGGAGCAAAAGGCGUUGGCUCAGAUGACCACCGAAAUCGUGGAGCCUGCCAGUCGUGCCGAGGACUACAAGCGUUAUAGUCGGGACUAUUACAUCAACGAUGCGCCCAGCGAGAGCAGCAAAGCGCAGUCUUUGGCUGGCAGCGUCAGUGCCAGCGCCUGCAGCAUGGAGCCAACAACAGCGCCAACCGAUGAGGAUAUUGUCAUCAAUGAGGCUUCAAAUGCAAACAAAAAUGCAGCCGACGCGUCCUGUGUUUAUACAGCAAUGCCCGUCCAGGUGAUCGAAGAGGGCAAUGCAAGUCUGGAGACGCAAUCGAAUCCAUCGAUGCAAUCGCAGCACACAACCAGCGAUGACUCGGAUACGGUGCGUGUCUACGAUUUCAAUAACCAGGAAACGCGAGUCAUCAGCAAGUCGGAAACUGUGGGCGAACAGCCCAGCACAUCGAGCACAUCAUCUAUGGAGUCGGCACUUAGUGCACCCUCCGCCUCCUCCUCCUCCAUAGAUGCGUCUCGCAAACGUGAAAGACCCGUCGUGCUGCAGUUUGGACCCGCUGAUGCGGUGCCCACAGUCUGUUCGUCACCCACAAUGACUCCGACACGCGGUUCCACGCCGCCAGCUUUUAGAUUUCUGCAACCAAAGCGACGCCUAAUCGAACCAAGCCAAGUUCUGUCCAUAGACGAAGAUGAAGUGCCUGAACCAAGCACGCCGGUGGAAAAACCGCCAAUCGAAGAUGAAGUGGCACAUGCGAUGCCCUCAGUGAAGGCGCUGGCUCAAGCCUUUCUGCUAACCAGCAAACGAACGCAGCCCGAACGACGCUGGCGAAAGACUGUGCGACUGAUUGCGCCACCCGAGACACCAGAGAAACCAUCCACGCCAGUGUCACGUAGGCAUAUGCUGCAACAUGCCGUCUCCAUGGCUGAGGUGGCCGAUGAAUCCACAAUUGCCUCCGAUUUGUCAUCACUCGAAACCGAUCCAUCCAUACAUUCGGAGAGCCAACCCAGUCCCAUUUCCGUUGCGGCACAGGCGAGUCCAGUGCCCGUGCGUCGUGGCUUCCUUAGGAGUAAUAUUGCUUUCUUUGAGAAUUUAAAGUUCAAGUGAAUAUGCCGCCAAGAUCCCUUUUUGAGAUGCGCGCGGCCCUUGGUUGCCUAUUCCACGCCAGGAAUAUGCACAACAAUGGGAGCAGAGCAUCAUAUGCACCUGGAUACCAAAUCAAUAUAUCAAUUCACAACCAAAUAAUCAUGUGCCAUGGCCAGACACACAUUCAAAAGUAUUCAGAUGAUGAUAAGAAGUACUUAAACAAUUGUCGCCCAGUGUGCGUUAUCUAAUGUUAAUUCUAGUUGAUACUUUACUAAUUAAUUAACUAUCCAUGGAUACUAUUUAUUACAUAUUUUAUCUAUUUAUAAGAAAUGUUCUUAGCUUUAAGCUAUGCAAACAUCAUUUGAAUUUGUUAUUUACCGGACCUGUACCUCGAUAUAAACAUAAAAUUGUCGAUGUAUCAUCAUUUAAAUAUUACAUUAAAAUUAAAGAAAAACAAAUUGAGUGUUA